Pestalotiopsis fici W106-1 is the source of this 1134-nucleotide messenger RNA. RefSeq lists its product as uncharacterized. The coding region runs from base 1 to 1134 and encodes 377 amino acids. The record is from RefSeq and is a predicted model, not a curated record. NCBI's taxonomy places the organism in Eukaryota, Fungi, Ascomycota, Sordariomycetes, Amphisphaeriales, Sporocadaceae. The transcript is spliced from 2 exons. Gene Ontology annotation, molecular function: pectate lyase activity.
AUGUACUUCACCAGUCUUGUGUCGGUCCUGCCAUUCGUUGGCCUCACCUCGGCAGCAAGCGUUGUGGGAUCGGCUUAUGGCUUUGCCAAAGGUGUGACGCCUACUGGUACGACUGUGACACCAACGGACAAUGCGCAACUUACCUCUUGGCUGGGCGACUCCACGGCAAGAGUCAUUGUCUUGACCAAGACCUUUGAUUUUGCAACUGCUACCACGACUGGAGCUGCCUGCAGAGCAACCGACAAGUGCUCUGGAGGACAAGAUACCAUCAAGACGAGUUGCGACUCCAAUGAGACUCCGAUUGUUGCCACCUACAACCCCCAGGCCACCAAAGGCAUCUCUGUUGCCAGCAACAAAGCCCUUGUUGGAGUUGGCUCGACUGGCGCCAUCAAGGGCAAGGGUCUUUUGAUCGCUAGUGGCUCCAAAAAUGUUAUUGUGCAGAAUAUUCGCAUCACGACCCUCAACCCACAGUAUGUUUGGGGUGGUGAUGGCAUCAGCAUUGAGGGUGCUGAUGGAGUCUGGAUCGACCAUUGCACAUUCGAUAACAUUGGCCGCAUGUUCAUCGUAUCUCACUACGGUCCUAACCGUGUCACCGCAUCGUACAAUUACUUCAAUGGAGCUACUUCCUACUCGAACUCGUGCGACGGUCAGCAAUACUGGGGAACCAUGUACGUCGGUGACUCGGACAAGGUGACCAUUGACCACAACUACUACUACAAGAUGAGCGGCCGCUCUCCAAAGCUGGGCGACAGUUCGUAUAAUACCUACUUUCAAGCGACCAACAACUACUUUGACACCUCGAGCGGCCAUUCCUUCGACAUUGUCAAGGGCACAUAUGCGCUUAUCGAAGGCAACUAUUUUAGCGGUGCCAAGACUCCCAUGACCACGGAUAGCACCACCAGCGGGGCUUACAUCUUUGAUAGUCCCUCGUCUUCCCUAUCGACGUGCUCAUCCUACCUCGGACGUUCCUGCGUCGUUAAUUCUCUCACCAGUUCGGGUACCCUGCCAUCACUUUCCAGCACAGAUGCUCUUUCCAAGCUGUCUGGAUCUUAUGGGACUUAUAUCAUCACGCCAGAGUCGGCGAGUUCAGCCCAGACAAAUGUGGCAGCCAAGGCAGGACAAGGCAAGGUUUGA